AUGCAGUUACGUCGUCGUGUUGCCUCUGCCGCGGCCGCGGCCGCGCUUCUCGCGUGGCCGUGUCUGGCCCAGGCGCCCACGUUCACGACGCACGAGUCCGGCGUCAGGUUCGGCACCUGGGCUGCCCAGCAGUCGCCAAAUCAGGCCGCCUUCACGUUUGGCAUGGCCCUCCCGGAGAAUGCUCUGACCACAGACGCGACCGAGUACAUUGGCCUGCUAAGAUGCGCCAGGACAAGCGCCGCGGAGACUGGAUGGUGCGGCGUGUCCCACGGCCAGUCUGGGCAGAUGAUCGGUGCCCUGCUGUUGAUGGCUUGGCCACACGGCGGCGAGGUCCUGACUUCGUUCCGCUUCGCAACGGGCUACAGCAUGCCCGACGUCUACACCGGAAACGCAAAGUUGACCCAGAUAUCGUCCAAGAUCACCGACACCUACUUUGAGGUUGCGUACAGGUGCACCGACUGCCUGGCCUGGAACGAGGGCGGCGAUACGGGAAAAGCGUCUACGAGUGAGGGCUUCCUGGUGCUUGGUCGGGCUUCAAGUAGCCAGACGCCUGGAAACGCCGCCUGUCCGAACCGGAUCACCUUUGGCUUCCACGACACUGGCUUCGGCCAGUACGGUGCCUCGCUGGAAGGCGUCGCCAACCCGUCGUAUAGCUCUUGGGCCGCGCUAGCCACAAAGACGGUGGACGGAAAUUGUGGCGGGUCCUCUACCACUUCGACCACCACCACCCCUGGCACGACCAUGACAACUUCCACUGCUACGAGCACUACAACGGUCCCUGUUGCCUCGUACACGCCAGCUCCAACCGGGACGUUCGACUACGUCGUCGUUGGUGCCGGUGCCGGCGGCAUCACCGUUGCCGACAAGCUCAGCGAGGCCGGGCAUAGAGUGCUGCUUGUCGAAAAGGGGCCGCCGUCUUCGGGACAUUGGGGUGGCGCGAUGGCUCCCGAAUGGUUGAAGGGCUCCGGACUAACACGUUUCGAUGUCCCCGGCCUUUGCAACCAGAUCUGGGUCGACGCGGCUGGUGUUGCUUGCACCGACAUGGACCAGAUGGCGGGAUGCGUUCUCGGUGGAGGCGUUGCCGUCAAUGCCGGCCUUUGGUGGAAGUCCAACCCCCUUGACUGGGACGUCAACUUCCCAGCAGGCUGGAAGUCGGUAGAUAUGCGCGCGGAUGAGAACCGAGUCUUCUCACGCAUCCCUGGCACAAUCGUGCCAUCGAUGGACGGCAAGCUGUACCUGGACCAAGGCUUCGACGUGCUCGCGAGCGGGUUUAAAGCCUCGGGCUGGGAGCGCAUAGAGAACCCCAACACUAUGCCGCACCGCAAGAAUCACACUUACGGCCACACGGUCUUCAUGUUCUCGGGCGGCGAGCGUGCCGGGCCGUUGGCGACCUACCUGCGCACCGCCAGCCAGCGCAAGGGCUUCCGGCUGAUCACGGACACGGCGGUGAGGCGGGUGGUGCGCAAGGGCGGCCACGUGUCGGCCGUCGAGAUCGAGGGCAACCCGGCGACAGGUCAUGGCUACGAGGGCGUGGUGAAGCUGAGUGACAAGGGCUCUGUGAUUCUAUCGGCCGGCGUCUUCGGGACGGCGAAGGUCCUGUUCCGCAGCGGCAUCGGGCCGGCGGAUGCCCUCGCGACUGUCAAGGGCUCGGCCACCGAUGGCGACUCCAUGAUCGACAAGAAGGAGUGGAUCAACCUGCCCGUGGGGUACAACCUGGUAGAUCACGUCAACACGGACGCCAUCGUGGACCACCCGUCCGUGGUCUUCUACGACUUCUACGAGGCGUGGAAGACGCCCAACGCGACCGACGAGGAGAAGUACCUGCGCAACCGGUCCGGGAUCCUGGCGCAGGCCGCGCCCAACAUCGGCCCCAUGUUCUGGGAGGAGGUCCGGGGCGCGGACGGGGUCGUGCGGCAGCUGCAGUGGACGGCGCGCGUCGAGGGCACCACGAACACGUCCAUGACGCUGAGCAUGUACCUCGGCCGCGGCUCGACGUCGCGCGGGCGCAUGUCCAUCACGCCGCAGCUCAACACGCGCGUCGCGACGCCGCCGUACCUGCGCGACGAGCACGACAAGGCCGCCGUCGUCAUGGCCAUGGACAGCAUCCGCAAGACGCUCGGCGUCGUCCCGGGCCUGACCUGGCACGUGCCGGCCGACGGCCAGACGAGCCAGGAGUAUGUCGACUCGCUGCUGACCACGCCGGCGCAGCGCCGCGCCAACCACUGGAUGGGCACCGCCAAACUGGGCACCGACGACGGCCGCAAGGGCGGGUCGGCGGUGGUGGACCUCAACACAAAGGUCUACGGCACCGACAACCUCUUUGUCGUCGACGCGUCCAUCUUUCCCGGCAUGGUCACGGGCAACCCGUCCGCCAUGAUCGUGACGGCGGCCGAGCACGCCGCCGGCCGGAUCCUGAGGCUCCAUGGCAGGAAGAGAUGCGUCGAGAAGCGCUUCACGUCUUGAGCGAGGGUGGAGGGAUGGGCUGGCCGUCGCGAAUAAGAAGCAGCGGCAGGGGUCUGACAAGGGGACCGGAUCCAUCAGGAGUGCCUUUGUAGUAUCCAAAUGUAAAUAUUCCGCCAUGAUUGCGAUCAAUACUAGGGCAUCGCACAAUAACAAGC
Gaeumannomyces tritici R3-111a-1 is the source of this 2618-nucleotide messenger RNA. RefSeq lists its product as hypothetical. The transcript is spliced from 5 exons. Gene Ontology annotation, molecular function: oxidoreductase activity, acting on CH-OH group of donors; flavin adenine dinucleotide binding. The record is from RefSeq and is a predicted model, not a curated record. The coding region runs from base 1 to 2463 and encodes 820 amino acids. Lineage: Eukaryota; Fungi; Ascomycota; Sordariomycetes; Magnaporthales; Magnaporthaceae.